Molecule: messenger RNA, 1454 nt
Organism: Propithecus coquereli (Coquerel's sifaka)
Lineage: Eukaryota; Metazoa; Chordata; Mammalia; Primates; Indriidae
Product: chromosome unknown open reading frame, human C1orf74
Exons: 2
Coding region: 176-985 (269 amino acids)
Source: RefSeq, a predicted model, not a curated record
UUGCGGGGCGCGGGGUACUAGCCGCCUUCCCUCAGACAGGCAGGAAGCCGGAAGGAGUUCCUGAGCCCGCGAACUUGCAGCGGAAGUGGAAGAAGAACGCUCCUACUCAAGUGUCUGGAGCUGAAAGAUGCAACCCAGGGAAGGGAACUGUGGCUAGCUAAGGAAGCCAUGCUUGAUGUUCCUUCUAGAUCUCAUGUCAACACCAAACCCUCAGCUGCUGGUGGCAGCUGCUCAGCAGACCCUGGGCAUGGGAAAGAGACGCAAUCCACCCCACGCCAUCUGUCUUCAUCUCGCCGGAGAGGUGCUAGCUGUGGCCCGGGGACUGAAGCCAGCUCUGCUCUAUGAUUGUAACUGUGCAGGGGCAUCAGAGCUCCAGAGUUAUCUGGAGGAGCUGCAGGGAUUGGGUUUCCUGACCCUGGGACUUCACAUCCUUGAGAUUGGAGAAAACAGCCUUAUGAUCAGUCCUGAACAUCUAUGUCAGCACUUGGAACAGGUGCUGCUUGGUACCAUAGCCUUUGUAAAUGUUUCCAGCUCCCAACCUCACCCUUCUAUCUGCUCCCUGGACCAGCUUCAGGACUUGAAGACCCUUGUGGCUGAAAUCAUCACGCAUUUGCAGGGGCUGAAGAGGGACCUAUUGCUAGCAGUCUCACACAGCAGACUCCAUUCCUCAGACUGGAAUCUCUGUACUGUAUUUGGGAUCCUCCUUGGCUAUCCUGUCCCCUAUACCUUUCACCCGAACCAAGGAGAUGACAACUGUUUAGCCCUGACUCCACUACGAGUAUUUACUGCCCGGAUCUCAUGGCUGCUAGGUCAACCCCCAGUCCUGCUCUAUUCCUUUAGUAUCCCAGAAAGCUUGUUCCCAGCCCUGAGGGACAUUCUAAACACCUGGGAGAAGAACCUCAGAAUCCGAUUUAGGACUCAGAAUGACUUUACUGACCUCAACAUCUCCUCUGAGAUAGUCACACUGCCAGCUGUGGCCCUCUGACUUUAACUCUCCUCCCAUGUAGAAGGUACUCAGUAAAUGAUCAUCUCUAGGUCGGGGAUGGCAUAUAGGAAUCAUCUCAAUCGCCAGUUCCAAGCGUCUUGAGUGGGAGAAUGCUGUAAUCAAUUGACCACAUAUGCAAAGGGCAUGGGAAUAGGUGAUGGUGGUGGCGGUGGUAGCAUUGGCAGUACAUGUUUGCCAUUUCUAUAUUAGGAAGUCCUCUUAGUGGAGAUGUCUUCGUUUUUCACUGGAUAAGAGGAAAGAGAUGGUGGGGAAAAAGCAGUAUUUGUAUGAUAGCCUUGUAAAUAUACCUACCCUAUGUGGAUAGUGUCUUCCAGGAAAGUAGAAUGGCUGCGGGCUUUUUUGCAUGUAUAUAUAGUCCAACUGAAUUUGACUAAGGAGAGUAGACCAGUAUGCUUAAGUGAUGUGAUACUUGUGAUACAUCAUUCAGAAAUAAACCAAGAGUUCUCAG